AUGCCCAACCGCUGCAUGCUCUCGGGCCAGAUGAUUGUGGUUGUGGUCCUCGUCUGUGUCUCGCUCGCCUCGGUCAUCACCUACACCCUCACCUCGUCCUCGGCCGUCGGCUACCUGAGUCAGAGCAGCAGCCCGUUCCACAGCCCGUCGCUGCAGCAGAGACAAGGCGGCGGCGAGCUCGGUGGGGCGCUUGUGGCGGCAACAGAGGCGGCAGCAGCAGCAGCAGCAUCAGCGAGACACUGUACCCCGCCGGCCUCCUCAGUGGCAGCGCCUCCGGCCUUUGACGCCCUUUAUCCGCCGGUCAACGUGUCGGCAGUGACGAGCGUGGUGGCCGAUUUGGCCCGAUGGGCGUCGUCACUGGCCAAGCCCGACUGGCGGACUGAUGACGUCCUCAUUGUCCUUCCCGACCCGAGUGAGCCGACCGACUGGUCGAUUGUCGACUCGUUGCCGGUCCCGUCUGGGCGUCCGCCGUUUGCCUCACUCGCCGAGUUUGACGAGUGGAAGAUGAAGGCGUCCGGGAGCGUGACCGAGGACAUGCUCACGCCGCUGCCGACGGUCCGCUCGCAGUGGGGCCGCCAGCUCGGCAAUGAGUACAUGGGCAAUACCAAGAUGGGCAUGGCCUCGUUCGUGGUCGACGGCAUCACCAUCAUCAUCAAGCGCAGCGACCGGCCUCAGCCUGUUCUCCACACCGACAAGAUCGAGCCCAUCAUGCGGCUUGUCAACGAGUGUGGCUUCCACAAGAUUGUUGCCCAGCACUGGGUCGACAAGUGGCAGGGCGUACCGACCAUGUUUGCCGUCGUCUCGCCGGGCGUCACUGUUGAGCUCGGCCGCGGCCGGCCGGCCAAAGUCUACCCGCCACACACUCGCACCAUGUUUGCGAACAUCCCCUCAUGGCAGGUCCGCCUCAUGGCUCUCUAUGACAUGCUCUUCAGCUAUACCGACCGCCACUACGGCAACAUCCUUGUCGACGAACAGUUCAACAUCUAUUCCAUCGACGCGUUCCAGAACACCCUCGGCGACAACCCGCUCGCCGUCAACUCGAUCCUCCUCCCGUUCACCUCCAAGUACGGCAUCCACCGCCUCUCCUUUGAGUUUCUCUUCAAGAACAUGCCCAUGCCGACCUACGACGACCCGACCGUCACCCUCGACUACCGCUGCCACACUCCGGGCGGCCGUAUUGGUGUCGUCUUUCCUCCGCCUCUCCGCUCGUGCAUGGCCGACCUCGCGUCGGCCGAUCCGCCCGACCUCGUCGCUCGCUACGGCUUUCCCAAGCUCGCCGCCGCUGAGACACUUGUUGACAACGCGCGCUCGCUCCUCAUCCACGGAUUUGAGGCUACGGCUUUUGCUGCUGCCAACCGCUCGCUCCACUCGAACCCCAAAGAGGCUUUGCAGCCGUGGCUCUCGCCGUCGCAACCGUGCUGCCUUCUCAUCGGCAACUGGUCGACGGUUGGCCGACGCUGA
This is a messenger RNA of Thecamonas trahens ATCC 50062, 1461 nucleotides long. RefSeq lists its product as uncharacterized. NCBI's taxonomy places the organism in Eukaryota, Apusomonadida, Apusomonadidae. The transcript has 2 exons. The record is from RefSeq and is a predicted model, not a curated record. Bases 1 to 1461 code for a protein of 486 amino acids.